AUGCAUAAAACGUUGCAACUCCCGAAAGAAACCUCAGUAAACGAAGGUAACACAAUGCUACUGCCUGACAGCCAAACCACAUCAACAAACCACCAACAAUCACUGCCAUCACCAACCGUUGCGACGACCGUGUCAACACUACCUGGUGUCAAACUACCCAAAUCGCCUGCCCAGUGGCUGGAGGCCAACACAUACUUUCAAUCCACAAUCUAUCGCUACUUUGCCCAGAAUUAUGGCACCAUCAAAUACAAAUCACAAACUGGUCUACCUGCUGACACAAACAAAUCGGUCAAGGAACUAAAAAAAGAGCUAAAGCAACUAAAAAUUUUAGGCCAACACAACCACAACUUUGACAACUAG
Molecule: messenger RNA, 360 nt
Organism: Helobdella robusta
Lineage: Eukaryota; Metazoa; Annelida; Clitellata; Rhynchobdellida; Glossiphoniidae
Exons: 1
Coding region: 1-360 (119 amino acids)
Source: RefSeq, a predicted model, not a curated record